CCCUGCUGUGCUCAUCCCCUCCAUAAAGGACACCCUCCGCCGACCGAUCGCACUUCACACCGCACCGCCAUGGCUAAACCCUCCGCUGGCCUGCACACCCCGCGCCCCUCUGCGCUCCGCUCCUCCUCCUCCUACCCCGCCACCCGCAGCUCCGUGGGAUCCACCUCCUCCUCGUCGGCCUCCGCCGCAUCGAAGCUCCCCGUCCCCGCCGCCAAGGUGGUGGCCAAGUGCCUGGCCUACGACGACGACGACGACAUCACCCUCGCCGCCUCCGCCUCGCUGUCUCCGGAUUCCGCGACAGAGGGGGCCCUCGCCGCCCAGGAGGACGACCUGGGGACGCUCCUCGAUCUGCCGGACCCCGACACCUCCGCUGCUCCUGAUUUCGCGCUGACAGCUUCCGCCGACUCCUGUGUCACCGAGGUGCCUGUGCCGGUGGAGAUCCGCGUCGUUCUGGCCGAGCUGCACGGCGCCAGUGGCCUCAGCCCGCGCUCCAAGCGCCUCCUCGCCGCGCUCAUCGAGGCCGCCGCCUUCGAGCUCGCCCCCUCGGCCACCGCCCAUCGCCUUCGCCGCGCCGCCUUCUGGGGCAAGGUGCGCGUGGCGGUCCUCGCCGGGACACUCGCAGCCGUGGUCGCCGUCGACAUGGCGCUCGCCGCCUACCUCUACGCGCGCCGCGCCAACGACCGGUACCACGUCCUGCCCCCCACCUGAUCCUGAUCGUGCGGCCAAAUUGAAGCUGCUGCUGCUUCUGUCACGUUUGCCCUGCGAUGUCUGGUUGCAGUACAAUUAGCUGCAGGAGUAGGUUGCUAAUGUGUCCUGCUGUUCAAGUGUUAUUAGCUUGUGGUUACAAUCUUUCGUGGUGUUUAACUUAGAUAAGCAGAUCUAGAAACUGUAUGGAACUGAUCAUUGUUCUGCACGCAUCAUCAUCUUGUCAGGUUAUUGCUAGUUUGCUUAAUUA
Molecule: messenger RNA, 955 nt
Organism: Panicum virgatum (switchgrass)
Lineage: Eukaryota; Viridiplantae; Streptophyta; Magnoliopsida; Poales; Poaceae
Exons: 3
Coding region: 70-708 (212 amino acids)
Source: RefSeq, a predicted model, not a curated record